AUGUGCCCAGGCUGUAAAGCUAAACAGCCACGAGCGGACAACUCGCAAACGCCUGUUAAAGGCAUAGAGAUCUGCCCCUCGCCGCCGGCUGAUGCAGGGAUACAGGUGGUCGAGCGGUCUAUGGCAGAGCAAAAAGAAGUAUGUGUUCUGGAAACAGCUAGCACACCAUCCUCAAGCGCUACGUGCGUUGAGGAAACAGUAGAGGUCAGCCUUGCUAUGGAGAUCCGCUGCCUCCGCGGCGAAGUCAGCGCACUGAGACAUGAAGUGCGCGAGUUUCGAGCUGAACUGAUGGGCAGAGUUGACGCCCUGGAAGAUCGAGUUGCCAUAGUAGAAAACAAGUACGAGCAGUCGGUUUCCCCUCGGCUUACGGAGCUGGAGACUACUGUUGGGGACCUAAAGUUGCAGCUUAAUGAGCGGGACCAGGAAACACUGCUUAAUGAUGUCCAGGUGUCUGGUGUUACCGAGACGAAGGGAGAAAACCCAAGCCAGUUGCUGAGCAUCCUUGCAGUUAAGCUGGGAGUGCAACUCGAUGAGCGGGACGUGGUGUUCGUCAGGCGCGUGGGUAAUGUGCUGCGAAACCGCACUGAAGAAGAGGGAGCCACUGCUGCCCGCCCGCGGGUUAUUGUUGCCCGAUUCGCCAGGCGCGUGACACGCGACAGUAUUCUGAGCGCAGCGCGAGUACGCCGUAACCUGUGCACGCAAGACAUCCAAGUGCCCGGGGAAUCUCGACGCAUCUACAUAAACGAGCGCCUGACCAAAACUAACAGGCAACUGUUCUCUCUGACGCGUCAGGCAGCGGCACGUUAUGGUUGGAAAUAUGCGUGGACCAGGGAUGGACGGAUACUAGCACGCAAAAACGAGGGUGAGCCUGUGGUGCAACUGAAAGUGGAGGCGGAUGUUGACCGAUUUUUUACACAAAAAUAA
Helicoverpa zea (corn earworm) is the source of this 924-nucleotide messenger RNA. RefSeq lists its product as uncharacterized. The transcript has a single exon. Bases 1 to 924 code for a protein of 307 amino acids. The record is from RefSeq and is a predicted model, not a curated record. Lineage: Eukaryota; Metazoa; Arthropoda; Insecta; Lepidoptera; Noctuidae.